AGUGUCGGUCUGAUGAGUCUGUCCUGCGGUUGUCGCUUCUCUGUUUCUUCUUUUAAACUGACAUAAAGUUUCACAAGCAGCUCCCACACACGCGGCGUGGAUAGUUGCGCAGUAGACUUUGGAUCACGCAGCUCAGAACUUAUUAUUCAAACUGUUUCUGGCCACAACUGUGCGCUGGUAUCGCGUUUGUUUAUACCCGGAAAUGUCUUCCAAUAAUGCAAUAACAAAAGCCCAUGUGGUUUCCCAUUAGCGCGCUGCCCUGGUCACAUGCUCCACUUCUGCUGUUCUGGGGACCUGAUCGGGAGCUUUCAAUGUUUGGAGAGAAGAAGAAAACGUGAGAAUAUUCGUAAUGAUGUUAUAAAAUAGUUAUGAGAGGUAUGUAAGUUUGAAAGCUUAAAAAAAACCAGCCCACCACGCCCGGAGAGUGAGGUAAAACAGCUCCGCAGCGCACUGAUCCAAAGGACGCAGCGCUCUAAGUUGUUUUUUUCCUCCCGAUUUUGAGUCUUAAAACGUGCGGGAUUUGUGCGGGACUCGGGGAUAAUGACCCAGAGUUGUGCCUGGGUUUGCUGCCUCAAUCCAGAGGCCAAAGAAGCCCGGAGAAUCAACGGGGAGAUUGAGAGACAACUUCGGCGAGACAAGAAGAACGCACGCCGGGAGUUCAAACUGCUUCUGCUGGGAACUGGAGAAAGCGGAAAGAGCACUUUCAUUAAGCAGAUGAGAAUCAUCCACGGUCGAGGAUAUUCUGAAGAGGACAGGAGAGACUUCACCAGACUGGUCUAUCAGAACAUUUUCACUGCCAUCCAAACCAUCAUACAGGCCAUGAAUAUCCUCCGCAUUCCCUACAUGUUUGAAGAUAACAAGGCCCACGCGAAAGUAGUGAGUGAGGCGGACGUAGAAAAAGUACACAGAUUUUCAAAACUUCACUUAGACGCCAUAAAGAGCUUGUGGAGCGACCCCGGGGUCCAAGAAUGUUAUCAUCGAAGGAGAGAGUAUCAGCUUUCCGACUCUACAAAAUAUUAUCUGAACAACUUGGACCGAAUCGGGGACCCUGCGUAUGUCCCGACGCAGCAGGACGUGCUCAGGGUCAGAGUUCCCACGACUGGUAUUAUUGAAUAUGUCUUCGAUGUGGAGAAAGUGGUGUUCAGAAUGGUGGAUGUGGGUGGUCAGCGUUCAGAGCGUAAGAAGUGGAUCCACUGUUUUGAGUACGUCACGUCCAUCAUGUUCCUGGCGGCCCUCAGCGAGUACGAUCAGGUUCUCAUCGAGUCUGACAACGUGAAUCGAAUGGAAGAAAGUCUGGCGCUGUUCCAGACAAUCCUGCACAGUCCGUGGUUUAUUUCAGCUUCCGUGAUGUUGUUUCUGAACAAAGUCGACCUGCUGACGGAGAAAAUCAUGUAUUCGCAUUUAGCCGACUACUUCCCUAAAUACGACGGGCCGAAGCAAGACGCCAAGGAAGCGAGCGCGUUUAUUUUAGAUAUGUACGUGCAACCAGAUCAGAAAAGGAUCUACUCGCACUUCACCUGCGCCACCGACACAAACAAUAUCCGAUUUGUCUUCAGUGUAGUCAAAGAUCACAUUUUGCAGACCAACCUGAGCGUGUACAACUUAGUCUGAAGCUGUAACGACGCGAUUCGAUUAAGUUCGUGCAGCGGAGAGCUCUGAACUUGUUCCAUUUGCAUGUUAAAGCUGCUGAACACUAUUAUCCGAGGCAGGAAAUGAAUGUACUUUGUAUUUUUCAUAUUCCUUAUUCUUUGAUAUUCUCUGUAACAUAAAGAUGAGGAGCUAGCCGUACUUUAUGCACUAUGCCGUUAUGCAGUUUGUGUUUUUUUUUUUUCAGUAUUCUAAUAAGAGCAUGAAGACUAAAGAGUAAAAGGGAAAAAAACGUACAAGAACCAAGUAACUUUUACCGAGGUGGCACCGUUUAUCGCCAGUCAGGUGUUAAAAUGAUGUGAGUAUAAUUAUAAAAUGAUUCACCUCUGCCCUGUCAAUUACGCUAAACUAAAAUUAACUUUCUGAAUGUUUAGUUUGUUGGAUGCUCAUCACUACGCACUUUGCUUUGAGCUGCAGGUUUUGUUUUGUUUUUUUGCCGUGAUUAGAAACUUGUCUUCCCCUUUGCACUGUAUUCUUACCACUGUGUACCGUCUGUGCUUAAAUACGCCGUUUCGUGUCGUAAAAAGCGGGAUACUAAUGGAAAUAUUCACUGCGCGACAGGGUAACGGAAACACUAAUAACACCACCGCUCGUGCAGGUUUGUGUACAGCUGUCAGAUUCACGUUUAUUUACUAUUUUUCACGUUUUGUUCUCUGUCCUGUGUUGUACAUUUAUAAGUAACUUUAAAGUAGAGAGUGAUUUAGGCCUACUUGAUGCUAAUGUAAAUACUGGUCAAACUAUUAAGAUCCCUGCUCCAAAUGUUAAGGGACGUGAAUGUUUACAGCUCUCACCCCAGUGCUGAGUAUGUGUCAGACUGUAUAUGCUGAAGGUACGUUCAUUUUGGAAAAUUAAAAUGUUUAUUUUUUACUGCGUUGUCUUGAGCUCUGUCCUGAACAGUGUUUUCUCAGACUGUGGUGUGUGUAGGUCUGCGACACACAGGCUGCCUCUGGAGAUACUCUGUCAGUCUGAGUUUGUCUUUACAGAUAAAUCUAUAAAGUGUUUUAUGUGUCAUGUCCUCCUCAGGUUAACUAUCGUUUGGAUUCACCUGUUUCUCUUUAAUCUCAUGAUAAACCUGAGCUCGUCUCAUUUUAGACACGUUAAGAUUAACACGUUUAGGUGUGAACAGGUCCUGUGUGUGUGUCUGUGUCUGUGUGUAUAUGUGUAUAUGGGGGUGUAUAUGUAUGUACGUGUGUGUGUCUGUGUAUGUGUGUUUGUGUAUAUGUGUGUGUGUCUGUGUAUGUAUGUGUAGAUCUGUGUAUGUACAGGGGUGUGUGUGUCUGUGUGUAUAUGUGUAUGUGGGGGUGUAUAUGUGUGUAUGUAUGUGUAUGUGUGUUUGUGUAUAUGUGUGUGUGUCUGUGGGGGUGUGUUGGGGUGUGUGUGUGUGUAUAUGUGUGUGUGUCUGUGUAUGUAUGUGUAGAUCUGUGUAUGUACAUGAGUGUGUGUGUGUCUGUGUGUAGGGGUGUGUGUGUGUGUGUGUGUGUGUGUCAGAUAGUUGGUCUUAGCCAAUGGGGCGACAGGAGCAAAUGAAAUGCAAAUAUUUAGGGUGAAAUGUGAAAAGUGAAGAGGCCCCUGUGAUUGUGAUGUUAAAUUGUGAUGUUAAAUUGUCGCCCCCCUGUGUGUCUCAUGUUUACACAUGUGUAAACUUUACAGUAACAUCAUUUACAGUAAAACAUGAGUA
Messenger RNA from Periophthalmus magnuspinnatus, 3325 nucleotides. Its product is annotated as guanine nucleotide-binding protein G(q) subunit alpha-like. The transcript has 7 exons. NCBI's taxonomy places the organism in Eukaryota, Metazoa, Chordata, Actinopteri, Gobiiformes, Gobiidae. Gene Ontology annotation, molecular function: G-protein beta/gamma-subunit complex binding; G protein-coupled receptor binding; guanyl nucleotide binding. Gene Ontology annotation, biological process: phospholipase C-activating dopamine receptor signaling pathway; action potential; adenylate cyclase-modulating G protein-coupled receptor signaling pathway. The coding region runs from base 541 to 1611 and encodes 356 amino acids. The record is from RefSeq and is a predicted model, not a curated record. Gene Ontology annotation, cellular component: heterotrimeric G-protein complex.